AUGUCACCACCAUCUCGAAACAAAGCGUCAGUUUUCCAAUACCAGGUCUUCGAUAAGCCCUUCCAGUACCAGACCUUCGAUCGCAUCACACUCAGACCUAUCUCGCACCCUAUCGGUAUUCCUGCUCCGCACCACGAUCGCAUCAAGUGGAGCCCAAGAUACACUGACGACUCCCUCCAGUCGGAGGACCGUGGUGGAACGGACGACGAGGCGUACACUCAUGAUGCUAAUGAUAGAGAUGAUGAGGCAGAUAGAUCACAGGGUAUGGAGGAUGAGGUCCGGGUCGAGGAUCCAGUGGACGUUGUCGUGGUGGACGAGGACGUCCAGGACCAGGAGCCUGUAGACACCACGGGGGUCGAUGAUGUCGAAGUGAUGGCGCUUGACGACGAACGCGUCGUCGUCGAUACAGAAGUAGAAGCAUCUCCCGAGUUGCUGGACGAGGCAGAUAUCAUUGAUCCGGCAGCGGAGGAGCGACUGCCUGCCAACAAUGACGACGACCAUUUCAGCCCGAGUGAAGCAGACCUUGAUGUGCAAGACAACUCAGCACCAGAACCCAUCAUCGACGUCGUUGACGAUGCUACCUUCACACCACCGGCCGAAACCGAGGCUGUCGAUGCAGAACCCGUACCCGAGGUGCUAGAGCCGGAGGCUGACGCUGUACCGGAGCCAGCGCCCGAGCCAGGUCCGCAACCAGAAGCUCCUAAGGACUCUCCUAGAGACGUCCCAAGCGAGAAGGGCCACGUCUCUUUUGCCAAGGAGCAAUCCAAGAAGUCGUCAAGGAAGGCGCCAGCCAAGAAGAAGAGCAAGAGUAAGAAGGGCAAGAAAGUGGGCGCGCUUGCUGCCAAGUUCGAGAAUCCGAUUGAGGCGGUGACGGCGCCGCCGGGCGAGGCCGAGGUCGUGCCUGAGGCGGAACCUGAAACGGUGGCGGAACCCGAGGCAGUAAAUAGAGCAGAGAUCGUCGAGGAUGUUCCUCCGCCAGACGACGAGCGUGUGACUGAGGCGGAGGACGGAACCAUAGCCGACCAAGACGUCAUAGGAGAAGUGCCCGAGGUGGUACAGCCCGAGCCACCGCCUGGGGACACCGAUGGGCCUCCAGCAGGUGAGGUAGACACUCCUGAGGAGACUGUACCUGAAGAGGCGGCAAACCCGAGCCAUGUUGACACCGAAGCCAUCGCUGCGGACCAUGUAGGCGCCCCUGCAGAUCAGGAGACGAUCUUUACGGACAGCGAUGCCAUAGAACCGAUCGUCUUGGACGAAGAGCUCGUUGAUGUGGUCGUCGAUGCAGAGCCCGCUGAGGAAGCUGCACAAGCCGAGCCCAUCGGCGAGCACAUUGAGGACACCGCAGAUCCACCGGACGAGGCUCAAGAGGUCAUGGAUGCUGUCCCAGCGGGUGACGCGGACGGGCCAGACGACAGUGUUACAUCACCGGAGGCGGAGAACUUGGCCGUGCCGCCCGAUUCGGCCGAGGAGGUUGCGACGAUGGUAGGCGUGGCCCUUGCAAACCCCGUUACAGAAGAACCUGUCGCAGACGACGAGGCAGCUGGAGAAAAUAUACCUGGAGCCUGGAAUGAUGGUCCGCCCAUGGCGGACGCACUCUCCGGGACGGCGGUGGCUGACGCAGGUACGCUGGCGGCAGACGAGGCAGGGAUCGACGAUCUGGUCACAGAAGCUGGAGGAACCGAGGCUAAAGAUCUGGGACAAAACAUCGAAGAGGAGACUGCAGGGUCGUUGGCAGAAGAGGAAGAAAGGUCCGAAGUCGUGCCUGUAGACCUGCCAGCAGAAGAGACAGUCGCCGAAACGGAGCCCACCGCCGAGGACGAAUCCGAAGGUGCCACUAAUGAGGUUGACUUAGCAGAAGUAGAAGCGCCUAUUGUGGCCGACAAUACCUGCCUGGAAGAAAUCCAAUCCGCCGGCGACGGUGGAGCUCUUGGAGGGCUACACGAGGAGUCACCCGAAGGGGCUACCCUGGAGGCUGUGGUACAGAGCGGUGAUAAUCUCGCUGGUGAGGCUGUAGCAGAAGACGUGCCAGCCGCGGUGACAGCCGAGCCGGAUCCAGCAAACGACGAGGUGGAGAGAGCCGUGGUGGGUGAUGCGGCUACCGGCCUAGACACUGAUGCCGUGGAAGGGAUUGAGCCAGUCGAGGCUGCCGCUCCGUCGCAAGUUGCAGUAAAAGACGCGACAGCCGAGCCCGAGGAGGCAGCUGAUCUCUCACCAGCCGACCAAGCUCAACCGGCUGAUCCUGCACCAGAAUCAUCGGCGGCAACCCAGGCUAUUAACGGAGGCGGCACUGACCUUGCCACCGGCGCCCUCGCCCUUACGACGGCCGCAUCAGCAGCAGCAGCACUUUCCACAACCCCCACGUCCCCCUCAAAAUCCUCCACUCGCCGCCGCCGCCACCGUCGACGGGACUCGAACCACAGCGCCCCAGACGACCUCAACGGCCACCGCACACAGCUAGUGCGGUCCCGAGAGGAAAAGGGUGCCUUUACAAAUGCUUACUCGCGCGCGAUAGACAAAGCCAAGCUUGAGGCUGAGAGGCAGGGCGAGAAGCGUGAAAGGCGGAAACGGCGGAGUGAGAAACAUGCUUAUGGUCACGAGGACAAGGAGAGCGGUCAUGUGGACAAAGCCAAGGGAAAGGAAAGGGAGCUCAGUGCAAGUGGGGACAAGCACGGUAGAAGCAAGGAAAGGAAGGUCGAUGAACGCGAAAAGACGGUGGAUACUAAUGACGAGCCUGGUAGUCCGAAACGAACCCAGCGGCCAGGACCUAGUCGACACAGCUCUGAAAGACAUGGCCCAGCGCCGUGGAGACCAAGUCUAGCUGGCGGCACGCAUAGCAGUGGCGGCGGAGGCAGCUUCAAGGAGAGUCCGAUUGCGCCGCGGCCGGGGAUUCUAAGAAGGAUUCUGACAGGUGGUAGUAGCUCUGGGCCAGGCGUUGAGCGCAGUGGGGGCCAUAGCGGCAGAUUGCUGCUUGUGAGGUUCAAUGAGGACGAUGAUAGUAAUCGUGGCGGAAAUGUCAAGGCACAGAAGCCCUCUUCUACAAGAAGCACGAGCAGUAGUGGUAAGCGCAGGGAUGUUCGCAAGGAUGAGCGUGCGGAUGCUGCGGUGAAGUCGAUCGGGAUCGAGGGCGACAAGGUCGAGCAGCAGAUGGCUGAGAGUGAGCGAGAGGAUCAGGCCCCAGUGGACGAUGCGUCGCUGGACGUGCCAGGUGGGGAACAAGCUGUUGCUGACGCUGAGCGUGAGAACGAGUUGGAAGUGCUCGACAGCGCUGCUGUAGAGGAAGAAGCAACCGUCCCUCAGGAAGCGGGCGCGGACGUCGAAGCCGUGCCUCCCCUGGACGAUACGGCAGAGGUGACCAUUACGCCACCAGGUACCUCUCCAGCAGCAGCAGAAGAAGCUCCGUCUGACAUGGGAGGCAACGAGGAAGCGAUAGCCAGGACAGAAGAGCAACGGCCACCCAGAUCGACCACAACCUCGUCGUCCACCAAAAGGACCCGUCGCCCACGCGAUCAUGACCGCACUCGGCACGACAAGAUGCCAUCUGGUAAGGGCGACCGAAGCAUACGAACCGGCAGGUUAGACCACGACCUCCGCAGAGAACAGAGGUACCAUGGCGAAGAUCGCCGCCGACGUGAGGCUGAUGUUGCGCCGAUUGUGAGGAUCGGGCGGGCGAUGCGAAUGUUGGUACGUUGA
Molecule: messenger RNA, 3690 nt
Organism: Cyphellophora attinorum
Lineage: Eukaryota; Fungi; Ascomycota; Eurotiomycetes; Chaetothyriales; Cyphellophoraceae
Exons: 4
Coding region: 1-3690 (1229 amino acids)
Source: RefSeq, a predicted model, not a curated record